GCUGCCGACAACGGAGACCGGGAGAGGGGGCCGGCUCGCAGAGCCCCUCUGACAGGCUCGUCCCAUAAGCAUCUUCCUACAAGGGCUCGUCCUAUUGGCUGCCGCCCAUCCUAUGGGCUCCCUCCUUCCUGCCCGGAAGACAGAGGCCCGCCCUCCCACCUUUCCAGCGCUUGUCCCUACGGCUUCGUUCGUCUGCUGCCCCCAUUUUCUAGCUGGGGAGUAUUCAGCUUUGUGGUGGGGCACUUAGUGUCUUGGGCAAGGGCUUUCCUUUAAGCGUUCAGGCGUGCAGGCGACACCUGCUUUAUCUUCACAACAGUCCUGUUAGGUGGAGUAAACUGAGUGAAAGUGUCCGACCCAAAGAGUUUCAAAUCCCUGCUGAGUUAAUUAUGUGAAUUUAAAAAAAAGUUUUUCCAUCUACUCUUCUAGAAUGUUCGGAAGCAGUGCUCAUAUUACAGUUUGCGCUUCUUAAAAAUAUAUAAUACAAAUAUUUUACAAAUAGUUGCAAAAUUAUUAUGGGAAACUGGGAUAGUUCUUUGUUGGUGAUGUCAUGGGCAUUAGCUAGUGGUUGUUAUGGGCUGUCAAGUCAUCUCUGAUUUAUGGCAACCCUAUGAAUGAAAAAUUUCCAAAACAUCCUAUCCAUCACAAUCCUGUUGAGCUCUUGUAAAUUCCAGGCUGUGGCUUCUUUAAAGAGUCUAGUGCAGACGGUUUAGCUAGUGGGAGCUUACUAUAGCCAGUGUUUCCUUGGCGCAAACUGAAUCAUCCUGAAAACCUUCAGUGAUGACAGCGAAGAUGGUUAUUCAAGAAAGGCUUUGCUAAAGAACUGGGUGUUUGUGAGGACCUGCAAAGGGAAGCAAUAACGAACAGAAGUUAUUCAAAGCCUAGGUGGUCAGCAUGGAGCAAGCACAUGGGACAUGAGAAGGAAGCCAGGAAGGAAGUGACUGUGGGUUUCGAAAUCACUGCAAGGAAUUUCACAUACAGAAGGCAACAACAAACCAUGUGAUGGCCUCCCAGGUCUGGCUGCCGCAGAAGAAUGGAAGGGACCCUCGUUGCCAAAAGGUCAUUUGGUUUGCAGUGUGUUGCAGAGUCAUCUCGCUUCUCCUCCAGGCACUUUUCAACCUCCUGAUCCCUGACCAUGCUGCAGACGCCUUCUCUCCACCCCGCUUGUCCAAGCCUGGGUCCUGCGACAGGCUUGUGGAAUGGCUCCUGGGAGGCCUGUCACGGUGGGAUGCCGAACACUUCUUGUUCAUAGCCGAGCAUGGCUACGUGUAUGAGCACAACUGUGCCUUCUUCCCCUUGUUUCCCCUGAGCCUACGAGUGGCCGCAGAAACAGCCCUGUGGCCCUUGCAGGGCGUCCUGUGUCUCCGGAGUCGCCUGCUCCUGUCUGCCGCUCUGCUCAAUGGCCUCUUCUCUGUCUUGGCUUCCAGCAUUCUGUAUGAGCUCAGCUGUGCAGUCCUACAGUGCCGCAGGAGGGCCCUCCUGGCAGCCAUUCUCUUUUGCCUCACCCCUGCUAACGUCUUUAUGGCAGCUGCCUAUUCGGAAAGCAUGUUUGCUUUCCUAGUAUUUGCUGCAAUGUGGCAGCUAGAGAAGCAGCGACACUGGGCCAGCAUGCUCCUCUUUUCGUUAGCCAGUGCUGUGCGUUCCAACGGACUGAUCAAUGCUGGGUUCCUGCUUUAUUUCCAGACAAAACAUGUUGCCUUCAAGCUCCAGAAGAGUGCAGAAUCUAGGAUAAAACUGUACCGCUUAGCUCAAUUCCUAAACUGGGCAGCUUCCCUGGUGGUCACGACUGCCUUUGUUUUCUUGCCUUUUGCUCUGUUUCAAUUCUAUGCCUACCUUAAAUUCUGCAAGCCCAGUGUGAGCCUGGACCGGACCGUGCCAAAACAGCUGUUGCAGCUGGCUGUGGAUAAGGGGUAUCGUGUAGCUGCCUCAAAUGAUGGGAAAGCCCCAUGGUGCUCCUGGGACCUCCCUGUACUCUACACCUAUAUUCAAGAUGUUUAUUGGAAUGUUGGCUUCCUCAGAUACUUUGAGCCCAAACAGCUCCCCAACUUCCUACUAGCUGCACCUACUAUAUUGCUGGGCUCAUGGGCAGCCUGGUGGUACAUUGCUGCCAACCCUUGGCACUGCCUAACACUUGGCCUGGUUGGAAGAAAGACUGGAGGAAUGCAGAAGGACUCUGGCAAGCCGGCUGCUGGCUUUUCCUCUCCUGGUGUAUUUGUUUACAUGGUUCACUCAACAGCUUUGUUGGUGUUUGGGACCUUCUGCAUGCAUGUACAGGUCAUUACCAGAUUUUUGGGUUCCUCCUCUCCAGUCCUUUAUUGGUUCUCUGCUCAUCUACUUUAUGACAAUGAAAUGCUGCUACAGACUGAAAGUCCAUCUUCACAGCAUGAAGUACUUCCCUGUGAGAAGCACUCAUUAAGAAGCUCUCCUAAUUGGAGCAGGAUGGAAAACCCUGUGUUGGCACUCCUAAGCAACUGGAGACAGAGUGCCACUCUCACCAAGGGUAUUCUGGGAUAUGCACUUUCCUAUUGGCUGCUGGGGCUGGUCCUUCAUUGUAACUUCUUUCCUUGGACUUAAGAAAUUAAAAACUGCUAUGGAUAGGCUGGAUGAUGAGAGCAGUAGUAGGCAGGAGUUUAAUUAGGAUCUUCUGCUAAAUCCUCCUGAGAUCUUGUAUAAUAGGACAGCAUACAAAAGCUUUUAAUCAAUCAGUCAAUCAAUCUUGGGGUUAUCUGAAGUGGAUCAGCAAAGAUGCCUAACUGCCAGUGGCUCAACAGUAGGAACAAAAAAUGGCUUUGCAACAACAUGUGAAGGACCGUGGGCCCAGUUCAGUUCUAGCACUCGGAAUGAGAACCCGGCAUAAGAGCACCCAGAUCAGUACACAAGAACAGUCGUGCUGAAAUGUCCAACUAGAUGAGCAUUCUGUUCACACGGUGAUCGACCUGCUGUCCACAGGAAACCACCAGCAGGACACAGUAGAAGAGUACCCACCUGCUCAUGUUCCCCAGCACCUGGUAUAUACAUAGGUAUAUUGCUUCUGAUACUGGAGAUGGCGUAUGGCCAGCAGGACUGGAGUAUAGCCAUUGCUAGAAUUCUCCAUGAACUUGUCCAUUCCCCUUUUAAAGCUGUCCAGAUUGGUGACCAUCACUACCUCUUGUGAAAGUGAAUUCCAUAGUUGAGCACUGUGUUGAAGAAAUACUUUUUCUCUGUUCAAAAUCUCCCAUCAAUCAGUUUCAUGGGAUGACCCUGGGUUCUAGUAUUCUGAGAGGGAGGAAUAAUGUCUCUCCUUACUUUCCUUUUUUCUAAGCUAAACAAUCCCAAAUGUUGGGACUGUUUCUCAUAGGGGAGUUGUUUUAACUUCUUGAGCAUUUUAGUCGCUCUUUUCUACAUUUUUUUCAAUUCUACAAUUUCUUUCUUUAGGUGUAAGCAACCAUAACUGUACACAAUAUUCUAAAUGUGUUUGCACCAUAGAUUUAUAAAAGGGCAGUAUGAUACUGGCAAUUUUAUUUCCAGUUCCUUUCCUAAUUAUGCCUGACAUGAAGUUUGCCUUUUUCACAGCAGCUGCACAUUGGGUUGACAUACUCAUCAAGCUCUAACCAUAACUGCAAGAUCUAUUUCUUGCUCAGUCACCACUAGCUCAGAUCUCAUCUGCUUAUAAUUUGGAUUUUUUGCCCCAACAUGCAUUACUUUACAGAUGCUUUUGCCAUUUUGAAGCCCCCUCUCUGAGUCUGGAGAGUUGCUUUUGGAGCUCCUAACAAUCCCUUUUUGUUUUAAGCACACUAAAUAAUUGAUGUCUCCUGCAAAUUUGGCCACCUCACUGCCCACUCUGAAUUCCAGAUAAUCUCUAAGUAAGUUGCAAAGUAUUGGUCCUGAUAUAUAUCCUUGUGGGAUCCCACUGCUUAUAUGCCUCCAUUGCGAGAAUUUACCAUUUAUCUUACUCUUCGUUUUCUGUACUUUAACUAGUUCCUGAUCCUUAAGAAGACCUCUCCUCUUAUUCCAUAACUAAGUUUGCUUGUGGGUACUUUGGUGAAUGACUUUGUCAAAAGCCUUUGGAAGUUUUUGGCAAGUAAACCAUUUGUUCACUCCUGUUUAUUGACCCUCUCAAAGAAAUCUAAAAGAUUAGUAAGACAGAACUUUCCUGUGGAAAAACCAUGUUGAUUCUUUUUCAGCAGGGCUUGUUCUUCUGUAAAUGUACCAAUUUUAUCUUAAAUGAUGCUUUCAAAUUAUGCUUUCAUCUAAUAUACCCAGAACAGAUGUUAAGAUCAUCUGCCUGUAAUUUCCCAGAUCUCUGGAUCCCUUUGUAAAAAUUGAUGUUGCAUUUGCCAUUAGCCAAUCCUCUGGUACAGAGGUUCAUCUUGGUUCAUCUUAGGGACCUAUUAUAUAUGUUUGUUAGAUCUCAGUGUUCUAGUUAAAAACAAGUCAGGCUUGUGGGAUCUACAUCUGCUAUCCUCUGAACUAACAGAAAGAUAUAGCAGAACUGAUUAUUAGAGCAUGUGGCACCCUUUUGCUAGAGUUUCUCUGGCUUCCAGUUGGUUUCUGGGACCAAUGGAAAGUGAUGAUCAUUAAAAUCCCUAGAUAGCUAAAAUCGAGGCAUCUAAAGGACUGUCUCUUCUCAUAUAAGCUUACAUACUAGUUAAGAUAAACAGGAGAGGCUCUUCUUCACAUUCUAUCUAGUUUGGACACAGGACAGCAUUCUCUAUGGCAUUGCUCAGUCCUGGAAUCCCCCUACUUAAGAUGGUCCAUCUUCAUCUUACUCCUUCUCUAAUGGUUCUUCCACCAUCUUAUGAAGACCAUUCUUUUCCAGAAAGCAUUUGGCCUGCUGAAAUUAGGCUUGUUUUAUUGAUUCUUUGGAGAAUGGUGUUUUUAAAUGUCACUCCUAUCUGCUGUCUCCAUUUUUAUUGUUAAAAAUGAUUAAACUAUUAUCAUGUUCUGUUGUUUUAAUAUUAAUUGCCUUCAUUAGGAAUAUAUCAUUUUGACAAUGAAAAAUACAAAAAUGUGGAUAUGACUUUAGGAAGAAUGGCAAUAUCCAGAUGGAGAGUCACCUUCUUCUUUUGAAAACCGUACAGGGAGGAUCAGUCCACAAGGCUGCCAGUUCACUUGAGCAGCAGGCUGAUACUGCAACUUCACAAGACAAGGUUUCUUUGCUGUUGGUGGCUCAUAUGUGUUAGUGUGAAGACGUGAAGCAGUAUCAACAAUCUCUGUUGCAGUGUUACAGGCUGGACUUGGAGGUGCAAGGUUGUGGAUUCCACAAAGAAACCACUUCACCAAGCAAGAAAAAACAAACCCUGCAGUAGUAAAUAUGAAACCAGAAUUGCGGAUAAGUAAACUCAAAUGGAAGAAUACUUGUGUUCCUUCUCAAUAGAAGUAAGGAAACAAAAAGCUUGUUGAACAGAACAAGGUACCUGCUUCAAAACAUCCUGCACCAUAAAAGAUAAGAAUAUUGUCCAUUUUCUUUUGUAGGAAAUUCUAGUGGAAGACUUGUAGACUUCAUUCACAAUAUCCCAAAAUGAAGUGUGAACAGUCUAAGAGAGCCAGCCACAGUCUCCAAGCAGUUAGCUGGAGUGUUGCUAGGUCUGAUUGUUGGAUCUGACCCCAAUCUGACAUGAACAGAACUAGUAUGGAGGGAAGAUGAUGUAGGCAUCAUCAAACCAUGACUGCCUCAGCCACCAGGGAGCAAUUAGAGAGUGCAGUUGGUGCCUUCUGCUUGAAUCUUUGCAAGCACCCUCAUUAUCAGGAAGAAGCAAAGAAGACAGGUAUGUCACAAGUACAUGCACUUCUUUAUUUUGUUUUGAUAAGGGGUGCCAUCUUAAUAUUUCCCUCUCUUUCUCUCAGUAUGUAAUGCUGCCAUUUAGUUUAAUAAUUCCAAUCAUCAUAAUCAACCUUUUCCUCAAUAUUGUGCCCAAGUUACUUGACUCUUUCAUUGGACUAUAUGGUCCUGAGGAUGAGACACUAUUACUCAAACAGCCUAUGACUUGGAGUUGACAAUAAACAAAAAACUUUAUUUUUACAUUAAGCAUAUUGGUUUCAAGAUGUUCAGUAGCUUAUUUCCUUAGUGAAUAAACCAGUGUAUAAUAACAA
Molecule: messenger RNA, 6069 nt
Organism: Varanus komodoensis (Komodo dragon)
Lineage: Eukaryota; Metazoa; Chordata; Lepidosauria; Squamata; Varanidae
Gene: PIGV
Product: phosphatidylinositol glycan anchor biosynthesis class V
Exons: 5
Coding region: 1000-2571 (523 amino acids)
Biological process (GO): GPI anchor biosynthetic process
Cellular component (GO): endoplasmic reticulum membrane; mannosyltransferase complex
Molecular function (GO): GPI mannosyltransferase activity; alpha-1,6-mannosyltransferase activity
Source: RefSeq, a predicted model, not a curated record